AGUAAAGAUUCCUCAUUUGGAUUGCCGCCGGGAUAUCCUUUCCUAGUUCAUCCAAGAACACUGCGGACGACGAUGAACAGGCUUUGAUGGACAAGUUUGCUGCACUCGAACCGACGAGGCUUUAUUCAUCAUCGGCGUCGGCGACAAACAAGAGGGCAAGCAGAGCACAACCUAUUUCUCGAUGGAUUGGCAAAUUACCUGCUGAUAUUCACUUGCUUGUCCUGAACCAUCUCCCUAUCCCCGACAUCCCUGCCUAUGCUCGAGCAUCAAGAGCAACUGCUGGUCUAUCCCGCGAUGAGAAACUAUGGGAACGAAGAUGGAAUGAUUUAUCCAUUACUCGGCACGCCCUGGAUGACACGUUAGACGAUCUUGAAUCCAAGCAAAAGCCAAAGGCUAGCCCAUGUUCGCCUCCUACGAUACUUGUAGAUGAUGAUUUCGGAGAUUUCACAUCUGCCCCGCGCAUGCCAUCAGUUCCAUCUCUCUCUGCUGCAUUUACUUCAUUCGCACUCACAGACGCAUCUCCAGCAAAGCAGACUUUCCGCACCCGGUAUACACGCGCUCAUUCAAUUCUAAACAAAUGCUUGGCUCCUCUGAAGCAGCCACCCCAUGCAGUCCUUUCCGCGCUCACACCUCUCAUAGGCAUAUCUCUGUUGUCCCAGGCUCGUUCUCUUCGCCUACUCGGCUUCUUUCUCUCUCCCCGCGUCCAAUCCGUAAGAAAUUGGGACAUCCUUCUCGCCGCUCUGAAGGCUGCUAUAGAUCGAUUUGACGUAUCACUUCUGACCGCCUUUGAUGCUGCCGAUUCUCGCGGAGACGAAGUGAUGAUGAGAGAGGCUGCUCGUGCCAGCUGGGAGGUGUGGCCUGGGAUUGGGGAUUGGGAAAUGGGCAAGGUAUGGGCUGAGAAGCGAGAGAUAUUGUAUGAGCAAGGUCGUUGGAAUCCGCUAGCUAAUUUUACGGAGGAGAAUACCCUUGACUUUACACCUAUGGAUGAAUUUAUGGCUAGCGUCAUACGUGCGCUGGAGGAACACGGCACGAGGGCUGUGUUCGUCUUUCCGCCAGCUGCUGGAGUCCUCAUUGGGUUCGCAGAGCGUGUCGCCAACGAAGUUGUUGGUGAAUACAUAGCUCCCCUGCUGACACGUGCCAGAGAAAUAUCGAAUGCUCUCUAUCUCACUGCAGUGGCUGCCAGCUUCAGGGAAUCAUGGAGGAUUGUGGACGUUCUCACUACGUUGUCUAGUAAUUUCAGCCACAAAGAUAAAGACAAGGCAGAAGAUGUCGUAUUCAUGAUGUUUGAGCCAAACAUGGACGAAUACCUUGACGAAGAAAUAGAAUCAUUAAAACAGGCAUUCGAGGUGAUAUGCAAAGAGUGGGCCCGGUCGACAUCAGCGCUUGCAUCACAUGGUUUACCCACGCAAGCACAACAGACCCGCUUCCUUACUGCGCAGAACCCGGCUCUUAUGAAGCGUACCGUUCUAGCGUCAUUCACUGACGUGCUCCUUUUACCUGUGACCAUAGUUCCACGUACCGUCGGUGCCGGAGUGGUAGCUGUAGGGGGAGCUGUAGGGGGAGCUGUUGGAGCCGUCGGCACAGGUAUGGUCCAAGGUAUUGCAAUGCUUAAUCCACAGCGGUGGGUCGGUGGUACAGGAUCGUUGAACAACGCAAAAGAAUAUACCAGCUUCGGCCUCCGGGACGCCGAAGGAGAGGCCGCUAUCUUUGAGAUUGGUGCUGAUGAAGAGGGAGGUGAUGACGGUGUUGAUGAAAGUUCAAUGGCGCAAUAUACUGUUUCAAUUGAUAGCACCAACACAGCUGCAACCUCCUUUACGCCAUCUACAUUUGGCACUUCUCAAACCAAUGUGGCUUCCUCUACAUCUGCAACAAAAGCGACGCUGGCGCCAACAGGAAAUCUUGAUCUCCUGUUAUCUCUCGAUGUAGCUCUACAGUUGAUUCAUGCAGAUCGUGAUGCGCUCAAACGCCUCGAGAUCUUUGCGUCAUACCCGGGCCAUUAUGGAAUAAGGGUAAGAGAAACAAUCGAAGAAGCAUUUUGCGAGAUGCUGGGGGUAUUGUGUAACAGGCAUCUAGAGAAAGGUUUUGGAAUAGCAACGGAGCGGAUGAAUUCAUACAAACCAGCAGAACACGAAGAAACUGCCAGUGUAGCGCCGCUGCUGCAAUUCUUUGAGCUCGUCCAUAUAGGGGAUACGAUUCAAAGCAUGGUACAAGUAUUCUUUGACAAGGAACUGGCUCCAUACAUCGACAAAACGGACUUUCUGAAUGUGGUCGUGAGAGAGAAGAAACGGUUUGAAAAUACACUCGAUGACUGUGUUGCUGCAGGGCUCAAUGCUGGAACACAGGUGUUAAUGAAUCAGGUUGAACACAUCAUCCUGACAUUGACAAAACCACGGGAAUAUUAUCCCCCAGAGGAUGCUCCACUAGAGUUGGGUCCCACUCAGGGCUGUACGGAAGCUAUCCGAUGCUUGGAUAUGCAUUGCAAGCUUCUCAAGGGUAGCACGAGCAAGGAGGUGCUUGAAGUAUUCUACCAAGAGGUUGGAAUCCGGUUAUUGGCUAUACUGCAGAAGCACAUCAAGCGCCAGAUCAUAUCUCUGAAUGGCGGUUUCCAAGUUAUCGCCGACCUCAAUGCUUAUUACUCCUUCAUAGCUUCUCUCAAGGUACCUAAUAUCACUGCGGAUUUUUCACAUUUGAAGAUGUUGGGACAUGUCUUUGUCGUGGAAGACGCAAAGGAUCUAGCACAGAUCGUAAGAGAUGUGACAAGAUAUGGUGGGGCAUAUCGACCCGAGGAUAUUUACGAAUUUAUUCAACGGCGCGCUGAUUGGAAAAAGAUCGAGAAGACGGUAGACAAGACGAUGUAUAAUUUGAGCUUCAAAGAAGAUUGUAUUGUUUGCUGAACUUGGGGCUGGAGUGCAUUAUGACGCUAUGUAGUACCAACUGUAUUAUCUGUGUGUUCUGAUGCCUCAUUGCUCGAUCAGAAAAUGAUGGAAACGAUAGUGGUGGCAACUAGAUUAUCCUCAGUAUACGUCAUUUCAUGCGAG
Suillus fuscotomentosus is the source of this 3038-nucleotide messenger RNA. RefSeq names its product exocyst complex component Sec10-like protein. Lineage: Eukaryota; Fungi; Basidiomycota; Agaricomycetes; Boletales; Suillaceae. Gene Ontology annotation, biological process: Golgi to plasma membrane transport; exocytosis. Gene Ontology annotation, cellular component: cytoplasm; exocyst. The transcript is spliced from 12 exons. Gene Ontology annotation, molecular function: protein binding. The coding region runs from base 87 to 2894 and encodes 935 amino acids. The record is from RefSeq and is a predicted model, not a curated record.